CCAAAUUAAAAACCUGUGACUUCAGUGACUGCAAUCACGAAGGCCUUUGUACUCUCAAUGAACAAAACGAAAAGUUAUGCUCUUGCAUAGGAACAAAAUAUUUCCAAGGACCCACCUGUUCAGAAGCUAUAGAUCUAUGUCAAACUGAAAAUCCCUGUCAAAAUGGUGGCAUUUGUAAACCUGUAAUAGGGCAGUUUAUAUGUGAAAAUUGUAAUUCGGGUUUUGGUGGGCUAUGGUGUGAUUUAGAAGUUGCUAAUGUUUUCGAAAAUAUGUUGUUGUACUUUAAUCAUUAUGGUUAUUAUGGAGAAAAACACAAAUUCAUUAUAAUGUUGGAAGACUUGGGGGAAAGAGCGUUUUCUUUGGAAUUUGUGGCCGAAAAUUAUGCCAUUGAAAGUUUUGAGACAAAACUUGGUAAAAUAGAAAAAUGGGUUUAUACGAAAGAUUUGCCAAGUGUUAUAAAAAAGUUGGGCAUAAGAUAUUAUCAGGAUAUGCCUUAUACUAAGGGCUAUUACCAUAUAGCAAAGGAAACCUUUUGGGACUUGGGUCAAUUGGCUUUAACCUUACGCUGUUAUGAUACUGAAACAGCAGCUUUAUUUUUCUAUCAAAAUCAAUUUGAUAUAUUGAUAACACAACGUAAGGUAUCAUGUGUUCCGGAGUUACAUUUUAUUCAUGGUGCAAAUCCUCUGGAGUCUUUGAUGGUGGAUAUAGCCAAUUAUAAUAAUUUUGAAAUUAUUCUAAAGAAAAGAUGUUUCGAAAACUCUGUUACCAACUAUCAGUGGAGUGUUUUCAAUAGUAUCGGUUCGGUGAAACUGCAUGAUUUUGGUUCUACUAAAGAACUUAUUCUGAAGAUUCAACCCUAUAAAUUAUGGUUUAAUUAUCAUGGUGAGGUGAUGUCUUCUUAUAGUAUAGUGGUCAAGAUGGUGGAAGAACGUGGAGGAAAAAGGAGUGAAAGUCAAACUAGAUGCUUUAUAUUCGUUUUACCCAAACCGGUGACUGCUUUAAUAAAAGGUGGCAAUUAUCGAGAAAUUGGUGUUAAUCAAGACUUUACUUUGGAUGCUUCAAACAGUCGAGACUUCGCUUUAGCUCCCAAUGUUUGGCAGGAUGUAUUUUAUAAAUGGGAUUGUGUUUCAGAAGAUGAUUUUAGUUCGGUUUAUUGUAAAAAUGAUAUGAGUUCAUCUUCAAUCUUAAGCAUAAAAUCCGGUUACCUACAACUCCAUACUACCUAUACGUUUACUUUAACCAUAAAUUCCAAAAUAAAUAAAUUUGUAUCGGAUCAGAAAGCUCAAAUAGUUAAAAUAAUGGAAAACCCCCAGUAUAGACCUGAAAUGUUUAGUAUAGACCUGAAAUGUUUACGUAAUUGUGAACGUAAUCAAUUUAUACCAGGAGAUAUCUUACACUUACAAGCAGUAGCCCUAGACAAGGCACUAUCCAAUAAAGCCACUUUUCAGUGGUUACUCGAGGAACAAGUUAUAGGAAAAUUAGAGCAUUUACUGUAUGAAACCCAACAAGACUCCAAAACCCUUUUAAUACACUUAUUAGUACAGGAUCAAGCUUUAAUUGGUAAAGCCCAACAAACUUAUGAAGUGAAUUCAGCACCUCACAAUGGUUCCUGUUAUAUAGAGCCCUCAGUGGGAGAAGCUUUCUUUACAGAUUUCCAUAUAAAAUGUCAAAAUUAUGUGGACACAGACACACCCUUAAAUUAUGAAUAUAUACAGGAAAACGGAUUUCCUUUGCAGCGCACCAACGAGGCCGAUAUCCAUAUAAAGCUGGCUCAGUGUAGUAAAGUUAUAAUCAAAAUAUGUGAUCAAUUUCAGGCCUGCUCAGAAUAUCAGGUAAAAGUAGAGGUUAAGGCAUUAGAAGAGGGUUUUAAGAGAAUUCUGAAAGAUGAAGAAAUUUUAACAUUUAAGAGAUUACCUUAUGAAAAAUCUAGCCAGGAAUUAUUACAAAUUAUGCAAUUAUUUGCGCAAACCUGGGAAACUAUAAUACCAGUUCAAGUUAUGCCAGAAACAGCAGUUACUUCUUGGGAUCCCUUACAGGAGAUAUAUCCGGUUUUAGAGGAUUUUGAUAUUAAUAUAGCACAACAAUUGAAAAAUUGGCUAGAGAGCUCGAGAAAUCUAUUAGAUUGUUUUGAUUUUAUGUUAGAGGGAGCUAAACAGUUAUACGCCCCCUGGGAACAGAUUCUUUCUAUAGAGAAGAAUAAUUUGUAUCUGAAGAUGUGGGCUUUUGAUAAUAGCAGUAAACAGGAAAUAGAAAUUAAUAAUGAUCAAAUUAAAGUUUUACUAAAUGAGGCCUUUAUCAAGGAAUUACAAGAAAACUUUCAAGAUACCAACAUACUAGUGCAAAUGGCCUCUCUUAACUCAAAUCCUUUUUGGUGGUUUCCCAGUGAAAAGCCUUUAAGUAGUGAGGUCUUUUUCUUUACAGCUGUAAGUAGAAAAUCUAGCAAAACUUUGAAUAGUUUAAAAAAUCCUUUUCAAUUUCAAUUACUACUAAAAUCGGAGCAAACUGACUAUAGUUUAGUUAAGGGCAUUAUAAAAAACUCUUUACAUAUGCCUGUCUAUAAACUAAAACUACCGGCCAAUGCUGUAUUGAUCAUAACUUUUGUUAAAUGCGAAAAACCUUUAAAGUUUUUAGCACAAAUCGAGCAACCACCUUCAAGCUUUAAAGUUCUUAAAAUAGGUCAUGUUAUAGAUGCUUUAAAAGAUCAGCAAACUUUUAUUUUCCCUAAUCCCUUAAGUAGAAAUAUACCAACCUUUUUAGCCAUAUUAAUGGAUACUUUAAGCGAAAAUAUAACAUUUUCAUUUUACACUGUAGUCAGAGAAUGUUUAUAUUGGGACUUUUCUCUAACCGAUCCUCAAUGGUCCUCUCAGGGUUGUAGACCUAAAGUGGAAAUUGAAGAUAAGAACACAUUAACCUGCUAUUGUCAGCAUUUUUCAGCAUUUGCGGGCUCAACCUAUCAGAUCACAGUGCAAGAGGAUUUGAAGGAAAGAAUACUUUUAAAAGAAUUGAGUCUUAACUGGUUUUUAAUAGGAUUUUACUUGAUCUUAAUAAUCAUAGGUCUCUUCAUGGUAUUACUAAACUUAAAUCAGUUUCAAAAUAAAACUGAAUAUUUGCCCAUAAAUUAUUCUAAUCUGACAAACCCUGAUAUAGAAGUACAUAUUUUUACCGGUUCCCAUUGGAAUGCGGGCUCUACUGCCAAUAUAACUUUAAGAUUUAUAUCCUCUAAAGGACCCUUUUCGUUAACCAUCUAUCAAAAUCCUCAAAAACCUUUUCUAACCAGAAACUCUCAAUACAAAUUACUACUCAGCUCCCAAGAUAUUCAGCUGCCCCUAAAACUUAACAUGACCAAUGAUCUAAGUGGGCGUUAUCCCUCCUGGUAUUGUCAUAAAAUUCACAUAACAAAUCUAAAAACUCAAGAGCAACAAAUUCUUCUCAUCGAUCAGUGGCUUAAUCAACAACCUCUAGAAAUAAUUACUUUGAAAACACAAAGUUUUAAAAACAGAUUUCAGGAAAACUUAGCCAAUAUCUAUACAAAUUGGUUUAAAUUUCAAGCCAUAUGGGGUUGUUGGCUUUAUAAGGACUUAAAUCGUUUAGAACGUUGCUGUCUAUGGUGGUGUCAGCUUAUGGUACCGUUAGUUUUAGUGGCAGAAUAUUAUGGUUCCACUACCCUAGAAACAUAUGAAGAGGAACGUAUUCGUUUUUAUCAUUUAAAUUUUAAUAUUUUACUAUUA
Molecule: messenger RNA, 3728 nt
Organism: Lucilia sericata (common green bottle fly)
Lineage: Eukaryota; Metazoa; Arthropoda; Insecta; Diptera; Calliphoridae
Exons: 4
Molecular function (GO): protein binding; calcium ion binding
Source: RefSeq, a predicted model, not a curated record